CUCUCAACCCAGCCGUAGCCACACGCGCGUGCAAUCCGUCGGCCGGUCUGUCUGUCUGUCUGUCUGUCAAUUCGGCCACUCCCACACACACACACGCACACACGCACACACACACACACACAAAGAAGUGCGUGAGACUGCGUGCGGAGUGAAGGAAUACCGUGACACACACACACACGCACGCACGCACACGCCUACUCAAAAACAAACACACACACACACACAUACACACACACACGUUGUCACACACACACGCACGCACACACGCACACACACACACACCCCUAGGAAAUAUGGGAGAGGAAGCUACCCCCUCUCUCCCCCCUCUACCCCCUCAGUGAGAGAGAGAAAAAGAGAGAGAGAGAGAGAGAAAGAGAGGGAGGAAAGAGAGAGAGAGAGAUGGAGGAGAAGCGAAGAAGACUCCUCCCCCUUCCCUUCCCUCCCCUCUCCCUAUGUCUGAUGGUUACGAUGAUUCAAGGCGUCUCCUCGGUGGACCUACACUUCCAAAACCCAGACAGCGGCUUCUUCCUGCGGCCCGAGGACAGUGGCCACGCCCCGUCCGUGGUUGGGGGAAUGGGCGCGGACGGCGGUGUGCUGGACGUCGAAAGGUUCACCGUACUCGACCCCACACGCCCCGCCUUGAUCCGUGCCACCUACGGCCCCUUCAGCACCAAGCAAACAGUCCCUGCUCGCUACGUCCUGCCGGAGUUCCCUGACGAUGAGCCCAACGCCACGAAGCUUGAACAAGAGGCGGCAUUCACCAACCACAUCCCACCGGUGCCACACCAGCUCGAAGUCUCCGCGCAUCUGGUCAACAAGGUGGUCUCACGUGCCCAGCCAGCUCUUAGGGUCUUGGUACACGGCGCAGGGGCUAGAGGGCAUCACUCACCACAUGUCUGCGUCACGGUCAUAGCCAGGCACUCUCUGGACGCGCUCUCAGCCUCUUGCACGCCAACCGGAGCAGGAGAAACCGGUGGAGACGCAACCUGUCUCGUGACCUUAGCAAUCCCAUCCCGUUGGUGGCCGCCACACACUCGCGCCACUGUCAAAAUCCCUCGUGUGGCGGUCCAAGUGUCCUAUCUGGUCGGGACUGCGCCUGGACCGAGCGAGUGUGUGUCUAGGGAUGCUGGGAGUCCUAAUCUCGGCGGUCCCAGAGUCACGGUCCAGCCAGAAACGGGGGUCGGUGAGGUGGUACUGACCCUGGACUCUCACGGCUACGAGGAAUUGUCAACUGAUUCUCUGGUACAUGUUCUGGUCCCCCGUGCCCCGCUCCACCCUGGGACUACAAUCCAUGCCCCCCUGUACCUGCACCCCCCUGGAAACCUGCCCGCUGUGGUGCUGGUCCUGAGAUGCAAGGCGCGGGGAGGCGUGAGAGUGGCCGGCGUGGAGUCCUCUUCGUCCGCCUGGAACCUGACCGUCGACGUCAACUCUCGCCGCAGCACAGCCUCGGUCACGGCCAUGCUCACGGAGACGCCCACAAACGACACUCUACACAGCCUGGGGCUCCACGAGGUGCUGUCCUGGGUGCUGGAGGUCCCGGAACACGUGGGGGCCGGCGAGGCAAAGAUCACCUGGUCUCUGCGGUACCUCAUGGACGCCCACCGCAGGGAAACCUUCUCCGGCGCCGACACGCCCAAGAUGACGGCCCGACUCACCAUACUGAAAGACGACAUCCAAGCGGUCCUGCCCAUUGCCAAGAGCUGGUCCAUCGUGAACACCGCGGUGCUGACGGGCCGCCAAGUGUCCCGCGCCAUGAAGGUGCUCAUCGUGUCCCAGGCGGGCAAGGUGGCCGACGUGACGCUCCAGUCCUCCUGCAACUGUACUGACGAGGCGGCUCUCAAGGUAUCCACAUCCUGCACCUCGGUCUACCUGGACGGCUCAGAGGUCCGCGGAAGCCACAACGCAACAGUGGUGGCUCGCUACGACAUACUGACCGGAGCCGCCGCCUUCACCGUCUGGAUGCCUGAUCUACCCCUCACAGUUCACGUUGAGGACCCGAAGCUCUCACAGAUCCGCGGGUGGCGCUCUCCAGACCCCGCCACCACCGCCACCUACACCGUCAAGAGGAACCAUAACGGCGCUUCUUCCUCCUCUUCCUCUUCCUCCUCCUCCUCCUCCUCGGUUGUGAUUGGCGCAAGAAGAGACUCGACCCAUGCUGAAAAUUCUGUGGCCCCACCUUGUUCGGUCCGGUACCAGCAGACCCCGGUACAGGUGUACGGUCGUUUCGUGGCGGUGGAUGACAACAGCGGGCGCCAAUCCUACCUGUUGUCGCGAAGAGCUCAGGUGAGAGUGACGGAACUCGUGGCCCAUCUGCUGCGCGUGGCCGACACCUCCGUGGCUGUGCUCGAUCAUACCACACUUAUGGGUCGCUCUCCGGGGCGUACCGAGGUCCAGGUGUUGUCUCCCAUCACGGGGCGGGUCAUCGGAGCACGCGAGGUCAAGGUUGGGUCAGACAAGGUUUGGGUCAGUCGCCUUAGAGCAGCUGUCAUCUCCGGCCUGACCCUGAGCCUGCAGCCUGACACACACCUCCCCGAUGGCUACUCUGCGAUCACGGCUGUCACCCCUACACUGACGGCCAAGUACCAGGAAGGACUGGUGGACGUCUGGGUUGAGAUGAGCGAUGGCGUAAUAACUCCACUCCGCGAAGUCCCCCCGCCACACUACUCCCUUCGUAUCAGAUCCCUGGAUGCUGAAGUGGUCGCUGUCGCCCCCUCCCCCCGCACCGCCCAGCCAAGAGUCAUCGCUAUCGGGCACGGCGCUGGCGACUUGCUGGAGGUGAGUCUGGAGGUGUCUGAGACGUGCGAGCAACGGCGAGCGGCUUUGGCCACUACGAAGGUUCAUGUGAAGAUCGAUCUGGGUACCACACCUCCCCCCCCGCCGCCGCCGCCCCCUCCAGCGCCCCAAGCAGCAGGAGGCAACGGCUUGGUCCACCCAGACGGCCCCGGCUCCCCUAACCACGAAGACCACAAGCUGAAGGUCCACGUUUCUGAGCUUCCCCACGCAGACGCCGCCGCCCCCCACAAUCACCUCAUGUUGAUGGCCGAGCAGCCCCCCCGCGCCCCCCCAGCCCACGCCCGCCUGCACCCACCGCGCGGGGGGGGCGUCACUCCCCUAGAGGUUGGGAUGUACGUGUUACUGGCGGUCUUCGGGGCGGCCAUCGUAAUUUUCGCAGCAUCUUAUGUUGUGUACACCUGGAACAUCCACGGGGGGGGCAAGGUGCGCCGCCCCCCCGCCCCCCUCUCCUCGCUCACCCCCAGCCAGGAUUCGGUCACCAACGCACAUGACUGGGUUUGGUUGGGACGUGCCACUUUGGAACGGGCGUCUGGGGUCGGGAUCUCCCCCCCUCAUCCACCCCAGGGGCAGUUUGGGGGUGGGUCUCUACUCAUGAGUGACCUGAACGGCAACACCCCACCUCUUGCACCCCCCGUCGGCGCACCCCAGCAGCAGAGAGCAUCCUGGAGGAGCCCCGAACGUGACACCCCACUCAACAUCACCGCGAACCCAGUCUCCGAGCCUGAGCCCCCCGUCGUCCCUCCCUCCGCCCCCCCAGCCGCCCCCGCAUCACUCUCCGGAGGCACCACCUUCACCCGCCCCCCCAGAAACCUCCGCCGCGUUACCUUCACCCACCCAGAAGGGGACGACGCCCCCAGCAGCGAGGAUGACCGCCCCCCAGUGCCACCCCAUCGAAACAUCGGUGUCACGACUCACCCCCCACCGCAUGAGGGCACGGACUCCCCCCCACCACCUCCUGUCCCCCCACACGGCGUCCACAUCAUCAAUAACCCCCUGGAUGACCCCCACCGGGCUCGCCAACCCCCCACAGCCCCCCGAACCGCCCCCCAGAGCAUCACAUCCCCAGAGAUUGAUACGAGGUUUGUGGAGGUUAACGCGGAGGACUUCGUGAGGUUGCGAGGGGGUUGCAGAGGCCGUGGGGGUGAGGUCAGGCGUGCCACCAUCAUGGAAACCCCCCUCCUGUCAGCCCACCGCCCCGACAACCUCACGCACCUCACUCCCCCCCCGCACCACCUUGAUAACCUCCCCACGAUGGAUUACGACCAGCUGAUGGCUUAUUUCUCAAACCUGAAGGAGUCGAAUGCCUGAACCUAACCUAACCUAACCUAACCCCACUCUGGCACCCUUC
Molecule: messenger RNA, 4141 nt
Organism: Eriocheir sinensis (Chinese mitten crab)
Lineage: Eukaryota; Metazoa; Arthropoda; Malacostraca; Decapoda; Varunidae
Product: transmembrane protein 132C-like
Source: RefSeq, a predicted model, not a curated record